GAAAUUCCCUGCCAGAAUCCUCAGCGAGUCAGGAUCGGGCAUAUAAACCGUUGACACUGGCGAGUAUUGCGCUAACAAGAGAGACACUAAGCUGCCGACUUAUUUGCUAACCACCCUUGAAACUUCUAAACAACAGUAGAGUAAACUGACUUUACAAAAAUGGCUUUGUGGAUGCUUUGGAUUUUUGUCCUUCCAGCAGCUUUUUCAUUGGAUUCCCUGGAGCCAAAAUAUUCCACGUCUCAACUCGGCGACCGUCUCGUGCUGAAGUGCAGCACGAGGCGCUGCGAGAAACCGAGUUUCACGUGGAGGGCGCUGGACGACCAGCCGCUCAUGCACACAUCCGAGACCAACCCGUCACCAACGGAGUCGCAACUCGUCUUUCACCCUGUGACCCUCACGCGCAAAACCACGAUAGAGUGCGGUGUAUUUUGCGGUGGUAAAAAGUUUUUCAGAAAAGCACAAGUAAAUGUGUAUUCUUUUCCCGCGGACCCCGAGGUGUCAGGGUACGACCACUUACGGCACGGGGAGAAGAGCAACCUCACCUGCGUUGUGCGGGACAUCUACACCGCGGAUCUGCUGAAGGUCGAGUGGGUCCAGGGCGAGACGGUUCUCAGCACGACGGAGCACGAAAUGUCUGCGGACGAUGCAGUGGAGACGCAUACCUCCGUCUACUCCUACAUCCCCGAUUUCGGAGACGGGAAGAAGAACAUCACUUGCAGAGCCACGCUUGAUUUGGACGGUGUCCCUGUCAAUCAGCAAACCCGGCAGACCACGGUGAAUCUGACCGUACAGACGCCCCCCCGGAACACCACGGUAACGGUGUCCCCGUCCUGGCAAGUGCAGGAGGGUCAGAACGUCACCAUCUCCUGCCGAACGGUCAGCUCCCCGUCGCCUCGCUACGUCCUGAAGAAAGACGGCAGCGACGUCGAGAUGGAGUCCCAGGACGGAACGUUCCGGCUACAGCAGGUCCAGCUGCGUGACGCCGGUCUCUACCAGCUCACCGUCUCCAACCGGCUGGGCUCCAGCACCGAGCGGCUAACGCUCAACGUGACGGGGCCCCCCCAAAACACCACGGUAACGGUGUCCCCGUCCUGGCAAGUGCAGGAGGGUCAGGACGUCACCAUCUCCUGCCGAACGGUCAGCUCCCCGCCUCCUCGCUACGUCCUGAAGAAAGACGGCAGCGACGAGGGGAUGGAGUCCCAGGACGGAACGUUCCGGCUACGGCAGGUCCAGCUGCGUGACGCCGGUCUCUACCAGCUCACCGUCUCCAACCAGCUGGGCUCCAGCACCGAGCGGCUAACGCUCAACGUGACAGCGCCCCCCCGAAACACCACGGUAACGGUGUCCCCAUCCUGGCAAGUGCAGGAGGGUCAGAACGUCACCAUCUCCUGCCGAACGGUCAGCUCCCCGCCGCCUCGCUACAUCCUGAAGAAAGACGGCAGCGACGUCGAGAUGGAGUCCCAGGACGGAACGUUCUGGCUACAGCAGGUCCAGCUGCGUGACGCCGGUCUCUACCAGCUCAACGUCUCCAACCGGCUGGGCUCCAGCACCGAGCGGCUAACGCUCAGCGUGACGGCACCCCCCCGAAACACCACAGUGACGGUGUCCCCGUCCUGGCAAGUGCAGGAGGCUCAGGACGUCACCAUCUCCUACCGAACGGUCCGCUCCCCAAACUCAUCGUUCCCAUCUGUGCCCCUUCCAGUGCAGGACCCGCCCCCCAAAGACCACAUCAUCCUGCUCGCGGUCAUUGGCCCUACCGUCGCCGUGGUAACCAUCGCAGCCUUGGUGACGCAUCACUUGUGGAAGGCGAAGACGCGUGGGGUGUACGAGCUGGGCAAGGACGUCCUGCUCCCCGUGUAGUGGUGUGGGGACCUCACUCAGGGAACGCCAGUCAGCGCGGGGGAGACUGGCCAUGCUGUGUGCCCGUGGGUGGGGCAGGAGGGGGCGUGGCACUCAGCGGGUCAGCACAGGUGAACCUGAACAGAGGAAGGACAUGAAAAAAAAAAACGACAAAGAACUUAGACUUACAAUGUUGGUCAGUCACACUGCAACAAAAUGGCCAUGUUACAUUUUGAAUCAUCUGUAGUGGCUGUGUGGCACAAGCUGCCAGGCUUGCAAGGAGGGAGCAGUCAAAACAGGAGGCCACCAUAGCCUGGAAAAGUAGCUGGGUGCAGUGUGUAGCCAGGUAUGGUCGAAUCCUCCUGAUGUUAUACAGGAGGAAUCUGCCGGACCAUGAUGUUGCCUUGAUGUUCUCCUUGAGGUAUGAAAGGAUACACCAGUCCUGGAGGGCCGCAGUGUCUGCAGGUUUAACUCCUGUCCUGGAGGGCUGCAGUGUCUGCAGGUUUAAUCUCCUGUCCUGGAGGGCUGCAGUGUCUGCAGGUUUAACUCCAGUCCUGGAGGGCUGCAGUGUCUGCAGGUUUAACUCCAGUCCUGUAGGAGGCGCUGUGUCUGAAAGGAGAGUAGAAUAGUGCUUUACUCACCUUGUGUUGCAGGAUUUUAUUCAACAGGAAUUUUGUUCUGGAAGGAUUCAUCAGCACGAAAACUUUAUUUCAGAAUAAGGCCCUCACAGGGGAAUUUGGUAGCUUACAUUUAUAAAAAAGGGUGGGGUCGAAUUUAAAUUGUUUAUAGUGUAUACGUUACAUAUAGUAUAUUUAUGUGUGUCUAUAGGAUGGAUAAUAUAUAUUUGUGUGUGUUCAUCUGGAGAUUAAUAUUUUUUGUUAAUAAACUCAAUAAAUACAGCAAGCUUC
Molecule: messenger RNA, 2747 nt
Organism: Anguilla anguilla (European eel)
Lineage: Eukaryota; Metazoa; Chordata; Actinopteri; Anguilliformes; Anguillidae
Gene: vcam1a
Product: vascular cell adhesion molecule 1a
Exons: 7
Coding region: 160-1860 (566 amino acids)
Biological process (GO): cell adhesion
Molecular function (GO): integrin binding
Source: RefSeq, a predicted model, not a curated record